AUGAAUGCCGAAGAUUUUGUCGCUAAUUGGAAUAAGGAACCUAUUCGAGCGCGCGAGCUUAUCCCAGGAAGCACGGAAGGUCAAAUUCUUUCCAGCAAUGUUCCCCUCAGUUUCUGGGGAGGCGUUGACCCCGAGACCGGCAUCGUGAUUGACAGCCAUCAUCCCUUGGUGGGGAAAUCGGUGGCUGGCAAGAUUCUUGCUAUUCCAAGCGGUCGUGGAUCCUGCACUGGAAGUGGUGUUAUUCUUCAAUUGAUUCUUAAUGACUGCGCGCCCCUUGCUCUCAUAUUCGGCCGGGAAGAGAUGAUUCUCACAAUCGGUGUUCUUGUUGCCCAAGAAAUGUUCGGGAAGAGUAUUCCCGUUUUGAACAUUCCGAUGUCUUCGUUGGAGGAACUUCAGGACAUCAACUGGGCUCGAAUUUCAAACGGUCAGAUGUCUUUUGGAGUAGCCACCGAUAACGCAGAGCUGGAGACGUCUUUGAAAGGAUCUGAUCGCAAGCUUGAUACUCCAUCGCUACAUCUGACCCCUUUUGACCAAGAAUUGCUGGCCGGUUUGCAUGGAGAAGCGGCACAGAUUGCAAUGCGAGUAAUUAUUCGGACGGCACAGAUUGAAGGCGUGACUUCGCUCAUUGACAUCACCAACGGACACAUUGAUUGUUGCAUCUACACAGGACCUGCAACUUUGGAAUUUGCACAAAGACUAUGCGACAUGGGAGGAAAGUUCAGAAUCCCGACAUCAUUGAACUCAAUCUCUGUCGACCAAAGACUGUGGCGCUCCCAAGGGGUUGAUCCGGCGCUUGGAGAGCCUUCCGAGGAGCUGGCGCGUGCUUACUUAGAGAUGGGAGCUCGACCAACAUUCACCUGUGCCCCAUAUCUCCUUGAGGAAGCUCCGAAAUUGGGAGAAAACAUUACGUGGGCCGAGUCAAAUGCUGUGGUAUUUGCGAAUAGCGUUCUCGGUGCAAGAACCAUCAAAUGCCCGGAUUACCUGGAUGUGAUGUGUGCCCUGACUGGUCGUGCGUUGAAUACUGGUUGUCAUAUCACGGAAAAUCGCAAGGCUAGAAUGGAAGUUCACUUUGCGUCUGCCAAGGGAGCUGACGAUACUAUUUUCCCACUUCUAGGGUAUCUUGUUGGUGAUAUUGCCGCUGAAUGCAUUCCAAUUGUGACUGGACUUGAAACGCAGUGUGUCACGAUCGAGGACCUUAAAGCAUUUGGAGCUGCCUUUGCUACGACAAGCUCAUCGCCAAUGUUUCACAUUGCCGGGAUUACGAUAGAAGCACGCAGUACCGAGGAAAUCAAGACACACUUGAAAGAUACAACUCGGGUAACAAUAACACGCUCGGAUUUAGUCAAGCAAUGGUGCCGAUUCAACGACUACAGUGAGGGCUAUAGCGAUACCUCCAUCGAUUUAGUAUCGUUAGGCAAUCCUCAUUUCUCGUACGAUGAGAUUGUUAAGGCCGUCAGCCUCUGUUCCGGUCGCAAAAAGAGCGAGCUAGCUACUCUGGUGAUUGCUUGCAAUCGAGAUACAUACUCUCGAGCAGCCCGGGACGGCCACAUUUCUGCACUGGAAGAUUUCGGGGCUCUGAUAAUUACUGAUACCUGCUGGUGCAUGAUUCAAGAGCCAGUGAUUCCCCCAGAUUCACGAACAAUAAUCACAAAUUCGGCCAAGUAUGCCCACUAUGGGAAAGGAUUGACCGGUCGACAAGUUCGAUUCGGCGGGUUGGCACAAUGUGUGGAAGCUGCGAGUACGGGGAAAGCGACCAAAAACCUUCCCCAGUGGCUGGUUGAUACUGAGACCAAACAUUAG
Penicillium manginii is the source of this 1800-nucleotide messenger RNA. Its product is annotated as Aconitase/3-isopropylmalate dehydratase large subunit alpha/beta/alpha subdomain 1/3. The transcript has a single exon. Bases 1 to 1800 code for a protein of 599 amino acids. Lineage: Eukaryota; Fungi; Ascomycota; Eurotiomycetes; Eurotiales; Aspergillaceae. The record is from RefSeq and is a predicted model, not a curated record.